GUUAUUCCUCUCCUUACUCCAUACAAGAUGGGGAAGUUCAAUUUAUCACACAGGGUUGUGUUGGCGCCACUAACAAGGCAGAGGUCCUACAACAAUGUUCCACAGCCCCAUGCAGUUUUGUACUACUCCCAGAGAACCACCAAUGGCGGCCUUCUCAUUGCGGAAGCCACUUGUAUAUCCCCCACUGCUCGCGGCUAUGCUGAUACUCCCGGGUUGUGGAGCGACGAGCAUGUUCAUGCAUGGAAGCCCAUCGUGGACGCUGUUCAUGCCAAGGGUGGCAUCAUCUUCUGUCAGAUUUGGCAUGUUGGAAGAGUCUCCAACACAUGUUAUCAGCCAAACGGUGAAGCCCCUAUAUCUUCUACGGACAAGCAACUAUCAUCACAACCUCGAGGCAGUGGCACCGAAGUCGAUACCUUCGCAAAACCAAGGCCGCUAAGCAUUCAGGAAAUUCCUCAAGUUAUCAACGACUUCAGACUUGCUGCUAGAAAUGCUAUUCGAGCUGGUUUUGAUGGAGUGGAGAUCCAUGGGGCUCACGGCUACCUACUUGAGCAGUUUAUGAAAGACAAAGUGAAUGACCGAACAGAUGAAUACGGUGGAUCCCUUGAGAACCGUUGUCGAUUUCCGUUACAAGUUGUUGAGGCAGCUGUGAAUGAGGUAGGAGCUGACAGAGUUGGAAUUAGACUAUCACCUUAUGCAGAGUAUGUAGAUUGUGGAGAUUCCAACCCUGAAGCAUUGGGGCUUUACAUGGUUAAUGCACUCAACAAAUAUGGUAUCUCUACUGUCACAUGGUUGAACCGAGAAUGAUAACCGCUGGAGAAAAAGGUGAAUGCCCUCACAGUUUGGUUCCAAUGAGAAAGGCCUUCAAUGGCACUUUCAUUGUUGCUGGAGGGUA
Molecule: messenger RNA, 892 nt
Organism: Arachis duranensis
Lineage: Eukaryota; Viridiplantae; Streptophyta; Magnoliopsida; Fabales; Fabaceae
Product: putative 12-oxophytodienoate reductase 11
Molecular function (GO): FMN binding; oxidoreductase activity
Source: RefSeq, a predicted model, not a curated record